Molecule: messenger RNA, 522 nt
Organism: Eutrema salsugineum
Lineage: Eukaryota; Viridiplantae; Streptophyta; Magnoliopsida; Brassicales; Brassicaceae
Product: myb family transcription factor PHL7-like
Exons: 6
Coding region: 1-522 (173 amino acids)
Molecular function (GO): DNA-binding transcription factor activity; DNA binding
Source: RefSeq, a predicted model, not a curated record
AUGCAAAGAGAGAUUGUUAGACCUUACAGUAAGUCAAAAAUACCGCGACUGCGAUGGACCACCGAUCUUCAUCAAUAUUUUGUCCAUGCUGUUGAACAACUCGGUGGCGAAAAGAGAGCGACUCCUAAAAAGAUUUUGAAGUCAAUGGGUGUGAAAACAAUCACAAUAUCGCAUGUGAAAAGCCAUCUUCAGGUGUAUAGGAACAUGAAGCAUGAAGAGUCUAUACAAGCAAAAAAUAGAAUGAUACGGCAACUGAGAUGGCGGCAAACUCAACAAUACCUUCGAAUCUAUGAACGUCUUCGAGACGCAACCAAGUUUAUGCAUAGCCAACAAAGGCUACAAUGCAAUAUUAAUGAAAAGAUAAUCGCAUUUCUGAAAUUAAGUAACAAAAUUAUGGAUGUGCCUUAUGCUGAUGAUGAUGUGGCUAUUGCUGUUGAUGGUGCAAAUGAUCCUUUAAACUCAAAAGUUUUGAAGGAUGAAAAAAAAUUGUCCCUUGAACUUACUCUUGGUCUCAAGUACUAA